GCAGCGCCGGGUAACCUCGUUUCCGUGGUCUAGCUCGGGCGAUUGUGUGACAGCUGUCAUAGGAAAAGUAUGCUGGUGUGCCGUCGAGCCACUCGCACGUAAACAAUCCACCGCGGUGGUCGCGAAGCGCGUACGACUCCCUGCGUGCCGUUUCGACUCGCGCCAAUCGUAUUUCCAGCGUCUCGAGCGACAACACACGCCGUGAACGAUGACAAUGGGCGAUGAGACCCCAGUUACAUCACUGGUCCUGCCUGUCAUAUUACGACCGAUAUUAACCAAGUUGGAGAGACAGAAUGUCAUGGCAGCGCAAACCUUGCGAGCGGCUCUCUCAAAAGCGGAGAGCUCGCAUCCUGGCAUCACGCAUGACCUCAUCAUGGGCAUAAUACGCAGAGCGGAGCUCAAUCUUGAUAUGAACGAGAGCGUUUUACGGCUACAGGGUGCCGCUUCUGAUUACGAUGUCGUUGAGUAUCGUUCAGCACGUUCGGAAGACGCUUUCCAAGAACUGAAUCGUAAAUCAACCUCCCUAAAAAGAAUACUUAGCAGGAUCCCCGACGAGAUCACUGACAGGAAGACUUUCCUCGAAACAAUCAAAGAAAUUGCGAGUGCAAUAAAGAAACUGUUGGACGCAGUGAACGAAGUUACUGGAUUCAUACCCGGCUCGGCUGGUAAACAGGCUCUGGAUCAACGUAAGAGGGAAUUCGUGAAAUAUAGCAAAAGGUUCAGCAACACGUUAAAGGAAUAUUUCAAGGAGGGACAAGCAAACGCAGUGUUCGUGAGUGCGCUGUACCUGAUACACCAAACGAAUAUGAUAAUGCUUACAGUGAAGGACAAAUGUGAGUAAAAGACAAUUUCCCAAUGAAUUUCUCCAGAGAAAUUUGCGUGUGAUAAUAUAUGUCACAAAAACAGUCAGAUUAUUCACAAUUAUUACGAUUUUGCGUAACAUCUUAAUCCCACAUAUUCUAUUAUACAAGCAAGGAAAUAGGACUUAAAUAUCAUCCGGUGUAAAGGAUUUACGUUUCCAUCAUGUUAACCGAUUGCACUAUAGUUUUUGUUACAUAUAGAUAUAGAUAUAUAUACAAAAUAAUAAAGAAUGUUGGUAUAUUAUCCAAAAAUUUAUAUAUAUAUAUAUAUAUAUAUACACUUUUAUUUUGUGCCAAUUCGAAUGUCAUAUUAAUCGUCAAUUCUCAUUGUAACUGUAAUAGUGCGUAGAAGGAAAUGUUCGGAAUGAGAAUGACUUUAUUGUUGUUAUAUAAAAGUUACGGUCGUACGUAUAUAUGUAGCCCUUUUUAUUCUUCUUACGACUCUAAAGAGUGUAAAACGCCUGAUUGGAAUAAAAUAGUCGAGAGUGAUGCCGAUUAAUAAAUUCGUGUUCCUCGUUUGGGCGUAAAGCAAAGAGAAAAAGCAAAGAUGGAUGCUGUCCUGUUAAAAUGUUUUUGUUGACAAUCGUCUCUUCAUUUAUACUCUUUAGAGCGAGGGACGCGGCGGCGGAAGAUAGUAGGAAUGAUUUCUCCAAGUAUGUACAAGAAAUAAAAAUUACUUUAUUGA
Ooceraea biroi (clonal raider ant) is the source of this 1545-nucleotide messenger RNA. It is a transcript of the gene Ccm3, whose product is annotated as programmed cell death protein 10 Ccm3. The record is from RefSeq and is a predicted model, not a curated record. Gene Ontology annotation, cellular component: FAR/SIP/STRIPAK complex. Lineage: Eukaryota; Metazoa; Arthropoda; Insecta; Hymenoptera; Formicidae. Gene Ontology annotation, biological process: positive regulation of MAP kinase activity; regulation of Golgi organization. Gene Ontology annotation, molecular function: protein kinase binding.